Molecule: messenger RNA, 1251 nt
Organism: Acytostelium subglobosum LB1
Lineage: Eukaryota; Evosea; Eumycetozoa; Acytosteliales; Acytosteliaceae
Exons: 3
Coding region: 1-1251 (416 amino acids)
Source: RefSeq, a predicted model, not a curated record
AUGAAGUACAUAUUAUUAAUUAUUGCCAUUGUUGCAUGUGUCAACUUUUCUGAUGCCCAGAAUUGUCAGAAGCUCUUCUGUCAACAAGGUGCUCUCAGUCCAUGUAACUCUGAUAUCUACAAUGGAGGAGGCGGUGCUCCUAAGAAAGUAGAAACUGCUUCAACUUUGAUUUGCCCAUCACAAUACUAUUGUGGAAACAAUCCUUUCCAGAAUGCAUCCAACCCAGACUCACCAUUAAAGGUGUGUCUUCCAUUGGCCAACGUUGGACAAAGAUGUAUCCAAAGCUCAAUCUCAUGUAUUCCAGGUCUGACCUGCUAUCCCGCCGCCGCUCCAGAGUCCAGAGAAGAGGUCAGAGUGAUUGAGGAAGAAGUUACACUCCCAUCCGCCUCAAUCUACACCUGCCAGAUCACUCAUUCUGCUACCGUUGGUGAGAAGUGCUCUGUCAACACUGAUUGUGUGAGCUACCCAACAGGCUUGCUCUGUGAUCCAGAGAAGAAGGUUUGUGUUCCAUUGAUCAACAGCAAGAAGCCAACUGAUUGCACUUCACAAGUCCACUGCAAGCCAAACGAGUACUGCAACCAGACCACCAACUGUCUGCCACGUCUCGCCAUUGGUGCCGACUGCACUGAGCUGCCAUCAUCCUGCGCUAUCAACUCGGUGUGUGCUGCCAACUUGAACAACGCCAACUCAUCCUGCGUGGCCCUGUUCUCCAGAUCGAACGGCCAGCCAUGCACCACCAUCGACGCAACCUUUGGCGCCAUCGUGGACUCGUGUGACAUCAGCCAGAACACCUAUUGCAGCUACUCGGCCAUCAACACCUCGUACAUCUGCCAGCAGCCACCCGCCCCCGUCACAACAUCCAACUGCUCGCAGGAUGCCUGCUCGUCGUCGGAGGUCUGCACGUGCACUGCCGACAACUCGGGUGGCGUGUGCAUCAGCCAGCUGCCAACGGACGCAUCGUCCUGCAAGACCAAGGCAUCGGCAUACUUUGAUUGUCUGGCUCAGUACAACUGUUUCUCUGAGAACGCCUACAUUCCAAGAUCAUGUGGUUUCGUCAACUGCAAGGCCAAGCUCUGUGACUACAUGGGAGCAUGUCACUCCAAGGAUCCAAGCAGCUCCUGUUUCACUGGCACUGAUAACUUUGCCACAAUAGGCUUCUGUGGCAGCAUGGUGCCAGGUUCAUCCUCCAUCACCAUGCCAUCAAUGAUCCUCAUGAUCGUCACACUAAUCAUUGGUACCAUUCUAUUCUAA